Molecule: messenger RNA, 3074 nt
Organism: Mollisia scopiformis
Lineage: Eukaryota; Fungi; Ascomycota; Leotiomycetes; Helotiales; Mollisiaceae
Product: Zn-dependent exopeptidase
Exons: 2
Coding region: 252-2963 (903 amino acids)
Molecular function (GO): carboxypeptidase activity
Source: RefSeq, a predicted model, not a curated record
UUGUGCCUCGCUCAGACAUUAUCUCUCCCCAAGUGUUUUAUCAGCAACUUCCAAGCCUCGCAGCCGAGACGCGAGGCCCUUCAGCUGAUCCAGCAAGACCAACACCUCCUCAACAUCCCAUCCCAUCCUCCGCCAUCAAUCGCAUUCCAUUUGUACGAUAAGCCCGUCUUGCGCGAAAUUAUGCAGUGCGAUAUACAACAGCUGGACUGAAGCAUUUUACUGAGCCGCAAUCGCAAUAAACUCAUGAUACGAUGCCGGACGAGAAACCCAACAAAUACAUCCCGCUCUCAAUCCCCUCCUACGAAGAAGCCACCGGCUCCUCAUCGCGGACGUCGACGCCUUCGCGCGCCGCGGAGGAGAGAGAGGGUCUCCUAGGUGUACCUGGGGGACGGAUACCAGUUCCUACAAGGCGGCAGGGCUAUCGACCUCCGCCGACGGAGGGCAGCGAUGAUGAGGAGGAGCAGGACACGUUUCUAGGGCAGGAUGAGCAUAAUGGGCGGAGUAGCGAGGAGGUCGAGGAGGGCGAGGUGAGGAGGGAGAUGUUGGAGUUGGAGAUUGAGGAUCCGGGGCAGAGUGCGAAUGGGAAUGGGAGGAGUCUGUGGGGGAAACGGAUCUCGAGCCUGAGUCAGAGUUUGGGGUUGGGUAGGAGGUGGAAUUGGAGGUGGAGGCCUAGGAUACCGGAUUCGAUGCGUGGCAGAUUCUCGAGGGUUAGGACGGCGGAGGAGGGAGAAGGUGAAGAUGGGGAGGGAACAGCUACGAGAACGAGGUGGAAGUGUGGGUGGCCGGUCAUCGAUGCGGGGUUCUGUAUCGUGCUGGGACGGUGCUUUGCGAUCUUGAUGGUGAUGGCGAUCGUGUAUGUGAUCUUCAUGUCGGAUCUGUUUACGUCUGCAGCGCAGCGGAUGGCGGGGCAGAUGUUCGAUCCCGAGAGCGUGAGGGUGCAUGUUCAGGGCAUGGCGGACGAGAACCGGAUACGCGAGUACUUGAAGAUUAUUACGGAGAACGACCACUUGGCGGGUACGGAGGGAGACUUUGUACUCGCGGAGUACGUGCAGGAUUUCUUCAGGGCGAAUUUCUUGGAGGAUGUUAAGAUGGAGCAAUUCGAUGUCUAUCUGAAUUAUCCCAAGGUUGGAGGGCGCAAAGUCGAACUUCUGGAUUCGGAAGGGAAAGUUACUUGGAGCGCGAAGAUUGAUGAGGAUCACAUAUACCCGGACAAGCAACAAACGCCUGUUUUCCAUGGACAUUCGAAGAGUGGCGAUGUUACGGGGCCGCUUAUAUUUGCGAAUUAUGGUUCGAGAGAGGAUUACAAGAGGUUGUACGAUAGCGGCAUUGAUACCCAUGGAGCGAUUGCGUUGGUCAGAUAUUAUGGUACCCAAGGAGACAGAGCGCUGAAGGUUAAGGCUGCCGAGCCAUGGGGUUUCAAGGGAGUGAUCAUCUACAGUGAGCCGAAAGAUGAUGGAUUCACAAAGGGAGAGGUCGCACCGAGUGGAAGGUAUAUGCCUGAAGAUGGUGUGCAGAGAGGGGCUGUUAGUCUUAUGAGCUGGGUUGUUGGAGAUGUCCUCACUCCUGGCUGGGCUAGUACGAAAGGUGCGAAAAGGGUCUCGAAGGAAGACAAUCCGGGCUUGGUCAAUAUUCCUAGCUUGCCAUUGAGCUGGGGAGAUGCUCAGCCGCUACUAGAAGCCAUCGAAGGCUUCGGACAGCCUUGUCCUGAUGAAUGGCAAGGGGCUAUUCCCGGUGUGGAGUACUGGUCUGGAAAUCUCUCAUCGCCGGUGGUGCAUCUCGUUAAUGACCAAGACGAGGUCGAGCAACAGCCUAUCUGGAACGUCUUGGGCAAGAUUACUGGCGUGGAGCAGAAGGAGAAAUCAGUCAUUGUUGGCAAUCACCGAGAUGCUUGGGUUUAUGGCGCUACGGAUCCUGGAUCUGGAACUGCAGUCAUGCUGGAGGUCAUUCGUAUCUUUGGCCAUCUUGUUGAACAAGGAUGGAGACCACUUCGCACCAUCGAAUUCGCUUCCUGGGAUGGCGAGGAAUACAACCUCAUCGGUUCCACCGAGCACGUUGAGAAUAAUAUGGACAAGCUGAGGCAAAAUGCUUAUGCUUAUUUGAAUGUCGAUGUAGCUGUUGGUGGUUCUACAUUCAAAGCUUCUGGCAGUCCAGUGUUCAGGAAAUCACUCCUCCGAGUCUUGGACCGCACUUCUGAUCCAUACCAAAACGCCACGAUGCGAAAGAUGUGGGACGAUCGACAUGGACAGCUGGACGGUCUCGGAGCUGGCAGUGACUACGUUGCCUUCCAAGAUAUGGCCGGAUGUUCUAGUCUUGAUUUCGGGUUUGACGGACCUCCUUUCCCCUAUCACUCUGCCUACGAUAAUUUCGAAUGGAUGUCCACUGUAGGAGAUCCUGGCUUUCAAUACCACAAAGUGCUGGCUCAGAUCUGGGCACUUCUCAUCCUCGAAUUCUCAGAUCGUCUUGUCCUCCCAUUCGACAUGACAGCCUACUCCUCUUCAGUCACAAAAUGGGCCAUGGAUUUGGAGAACUGGGCUGAAAGCAAAGGUGUAAACCAAGCCGGUAACCCAACCUGGAGCACCGAACCGCUCAGAGAAGCAGUCCUCCAAUUCGCUACUGACGCCAGAAAUUUCGAGAAGUGGGAAAUGGAAUGGGACGCCGUUGUUCUCGGCGGUGGCGGGUUUGAGAGCGCCAUCUACGCUGCACAUAGAAAGAGCCAUAAUAACAGAAUGGCAAACUUCGAGACUCAUCUCUUGGAUCUGGAAGAAGGUGGUGGUAUCCCCAACAGAACACAGUUCAAACAUAUCCUCUUCGGCCCGCAACUCUGGUCCGGCUACGACGAAGCUUUCUUCCCUGCUAUCCGCGACGCGGUCGAAGCUGGCGAGUGGGCGCUGGCCCAGCAACAAGUUGAGAAAGCCGCGAGGAUAUUGAAGAGGGCGAGUAAGAAGUUGGUGGGGAAUACUUAAGUAGCGGAAGUUUGUAUAUUGAGGACUGGGUUCUUAUGUAUUAUUUGCGCGAGGCUGUGUAUGCAUGGGUGGCGCUUGGCGUUUGAGCGUUGUUUUGUUUUGUUUGGAUAG